GGAACGGUUGCUAGGGCAGCGCGGGUGCGUGAUCUGGAUGACGGGGCUGAGCGGCGCGGGAAAGAGCACGUUGGCGUACACACUCGAGCACGCGCUCAUGGAGCGACGCCGCAUGGCCGUGGUGCUGGACGGAGAUAACAUUCGGCACGGCCUGAAUAAGAACCUCGGAUUCAGCGCUGCGGAUAGAGAGGAGAACAUCCGUCGAGUAGCCGAGGUGGCAAAGCUAUUUGCUGACUCGGGUGUGAUUACAAUCGUCAGCUUCAUCUCGCCCUACAGCAAGGACCGGGCGGCUGCGCAGGCGUUGCUGGACCCAGGGACGUUCAUCGAGGUAUUUAUGAAGAUACCCCUGGCCGUGUGCGAGCACCGGGACCCCAAGGGGCUCUACAAGAAGGCCCGAGCUGGCAUAAUAAAGGGCUUCACGGGCAUAGAUGACCCCUAUGAGGAGCCCACAGCAGCAGAGGUGGUGAUGGAGGUGGCAGGGGAGGGGGAUGCCAUGCAGUCACCGGAAGCCAUGGCUGCUACGCUUAUAGAACACCUGGAGCACCAUGGGUUCUUGCCCUCGUGUGGUGGUGCACGUGGAGCUGAUGCUGCGCAACAUGCUGCUACUAAUGGGGCAGCUUGUAAUGGAGCAUCUAGUAAUGACGUGUAA
Closterium sp. Naga37s-1 is the source of this 649-nucleotide messenger RNA. The record is from the annotation of a GenBank genome assembly. Lineage: Eukaryota; Viridiplantae; Streptophyta; Zygnematophyceae; Desmidiales; Closteriaceae.